UCUCACACACACACACUUUCUGGGAUGCAUCUAACUGCAUUUAUUGCCAGAUUCACUUCAAAGUUCAAAAGAUAUGCUGCACUUCGGAGGAAGUUCCUUGUGGACCCCAGGAUGAUGACAGGGUGCCACUGUCCUGACCCGAGCUUGGACAAUCCGCUUUCGCAAGAUCCGGGAAGUAUGUGGGGAAGAUUUUUCCAGACAACUGGUGUUUCACAAAUGAUCGACAAGGAUUUGGCUCGACUUUAUCCAGAACAUGGUGAUUUUUUCCAGAGCAGUCCAUGCCAGACGGCUUUGAGGAGAAUUUUGCUUGUUUGGUCUCUGAAGAACCCCCAACCUGGUUACUGUCAAGGCAUGCACGAGCUGCUGGCACCACUUGUGUAUGUUCUGCAUGCAGAUGCGGUGAGGUUAUGGAAGCUCCGAGGGCAGUUUGAGGAUCUCCUGGGCGACAGAUUUGAUAAGACUGUAGGGUUCGGUGAUGCAGGGGGAUAUGCCUCUGCACACACGAACCCUUGCUGGGCUUGUGGAGGGGCCUCGUGGGGAGACAAGCGAGAUAGAAUUGUGGAAGAACGCAGUGAUAGAGAUGCGGCAGAGGAGGACUGGUCGAUCAUAGAGAUGCUUGCAGAGGCAAGUGACCCCUAUGGAGCUGAAGGAGAGCUAGGCGCGGUCUUAUCUGGAAGAUUCAUUGAGCAUGAUGCAUUCCUCAUGUUCGAGUCGCUGAUGAAUGGCGAGGGCGGACGCGGCGCUGUUGCCGUCAUGGACUACUUCAUCGUUCCGCCAGCUGACAGCGGUGUGGUCCCGCCGAUUCUACAGGCGUGUGGCGGAAUCUAUCAUACUCUUGCGGCUGCGGAUCCUGUGCUGUAUAACCAUAUGAUUGCAUUGAAGGUGGAGCCUCAGCUUUUUGCGCUGCGGUGGUUGCGGCUGCUGUUUGGGAGGGAAUUUGGGCUAGAAGACUUGCUUAUCAUCUGGGAUGCAUUUUUUUCUGCGAGUAACAUUCCUCGAGCGAAGAAAGAUAGCAGUGCAGGAGGGGAAGCAAGCAAUGAUGAGGAGCUACUGGAUGGGGAGAGGGGCUGCACAUGCCUUCAUGCAUCAGAGCGAGGGGAUUUGAUCCUCUCCAUGGCAGUAUCGAUGCUGUUGUAUGUUAGACACACACUUCUUGGGGCUGCAGAUGCUGGGGGCUGCUUGCGGCGGCUGUUGGACUUCCCCAAGGUGGGCGAUAUUACAGCUCUGAUUGGCAGUGCAGAGGUACUGCAACAGAUUGCGGAGGUCGUGGCAUCAGACGGUCAGCCAUCAACGCCGUGGGUGCUGGCAGACAGUGGGACCCGGAAAAGCUGGCCGCAUAAAGCAAAGGGAAAUGGUUCUGCAGGAGCGGCUGGGGUGGGUGGAGGCGCAAAGGCAGGGGGGGGGAAGGGCUUGGUUGGGGCAGGGGGUUCACAGUCUAACGUUGCUGAAUGGUCUCGUCAGGUGGGAAUGGUGACUGGCGCUGUUCUCCGCAGGCACCGUCUUUCAAAUUCCUCUGACGUGAAUGUUCCCGAUCUGAACUCCUACUGGGAGGAGAAGUGGACCAACCUGGUGAUGCAGAGCCUUGCAGACGAACAAGAGUGGGUGGGGAGGUUAGGAUGGGAGUGGGUGGGAUGGCCAAUGGGGUUGUUGCAGGGAACGAUCGAUGUGCCUGAUGGGAGAGGGGAGGGGGAGGGGAAAGGAAAAGACCUGAUUGCUGCGCAGAUCAAGAUGCUUCUGCAGAAGGCAAUGUCGAGGAGUGGGAGGGACAGCGAGAGUGUGGGUCCGACACACAGCAGGGAAAGUGAGAGUGAAGGGGUGGGUGACGUCAGCAGCAGUGAUGAUUCCAGCUCAGAUCAGGCUCUUAAGGGUGUUACAGAUUUUGCAGGGAGGAGUAUGGAGGAAGGACUGACCUCUGCCGCAGAAAUCAGAGCUUGCAGCGAGCAGAGAAAGGAUGUGGGCUUGGGUGCAGAAGAGCAUGAAAUAGGCCGCAGGGAUGCCAGCAAAGGUAGCGUCCCGUGGUAUCGGAUGACAAAGAGCGUCAGUGAGGAUGGUAGCGGAGUAAGAGAAGCCAGCAUGGCUGAAGGCAGCGCAAGAGAAGUUGCAGUGCAACGUGAGCAGGCUGGCAGAGAACAGGAGGGGGAUGGCACUGCCAAAGCUGCCGAUGCAGAGAGUCAAUUGCUCGGCAUCCAGGGAGACACGCACAUGGACAGGAAGACAAUGGAGGGAACUGGCGACCUGAGGCAGCCCUUAAUCGGGAGUGAUGGUAAAUGGCUGGCGCGAAAUGGGAGUUUUGGGGAGAAGGUGGAUGAUGACGAAUCACAAGAUGGAAGACAGACUCUGGAGCAUGAGGCAAGUGCUGUGAGUGUAGAUACAGGAUUGGCAGCGCUGGAGACAAAGCGGGGAUGGCAUGAGAGACGCUGGAGCCUGGGUUCCGGGGUUACUGUGGGCGCGAAGGAUCCGGUUCGGCAGCCGGUGGCCCUCAAGACGUACUGGACGAUGAUGAGUACUCUCCCAGACAAGACGGGUAACCACGGGCGCAUGGACGUCGAGGGAGGCGUGAGUGGAAGACAAGGUGCGAGUCUGAGAGGUUUGUUGGUGUGUGAUGAGGCUGUGUGCAGUUCCGAAAAGAGUGUGGAUGGAGAUGUUGAUGAUUUGGGAUUUGGUCUUGAUGGUGAUGGAUCUUGUUUUUUUAGAGACAUGACUGAAAGUGAGGGAGCGAAACAUCUUCUAGAGAGAAGGGUUGGGGGGGGGGAGGGAGAUGUCAAAGACAAGUCCUCAGUCGAUGUGUGUGAAAGUGAUUGGGAGGCUCAUAGUGUGGUUGAUGCUUGUGAAGUUGUGGGGGGGAGUGUGAUAAGUUAUACAGAGCAUGUCGAUCAUGGGGUUGAGGGGAGUGGUGUGGAUUCAAAUGCUGCUAGUUGUUUAAGGCGGAGACAUGCUGGUGGAUGCAGGGACUGGAAUGUCAGAGCUAAAGGUACCGCCGGUUCUGGAGGAGAGAUCCGAGAAAUCGGGGACGGUUUCCGUGGUGGAGCUGGACCACAUGCAGGCCGGCUGAAAGCAGUUGGGGAUGCCCGACGCCACAAUAACUGUGCGAUCCAUCUUGCGUCAGCUGGGGUACAGGAUUUGGCUCCUGUUGCUGUGCGAGGGAUCAGCAAAGUUAGGAAGAAGCACAAGGGUGACCUUGGUCGGCACAGGGGCAAAGCAGGAGUGAAACGGCGUGCCAGUCAUGCUCUGGAGGUUUCCUUUGACAGUCCUAGAAGCGAUCGCAGCUGCGUUGACGGUGUUGCAGACAUGGAUAUGGAAGGGUGUGACAGAGAAGGCCGAGAAGCGGGGUGGACUGAAUUUGUGAAAUGCGGUGUCCACAGUGGCAUGGGUGGAAGCAAGGGCGUCAUUGAGAACCUCAACAGCAUAAGAGGGAAUGGAUUGCAUGAUGGCGAUGACUGCGCACUAGAGACAAAGGGGGAGCGGGUGGAGGGGUUGCACUUAGACGAGGAACUGGAUAUGGAACCUGUACUGAAGGGGUGUGAUUCGUCUCUGGAAGGCAUUGCUGGACAAGGGGACUUCAAGGCUCGGUGUAUGAUGCUCAGUCGUGGCAUGAUAGAGCCAAUACAGGUGCUGGAGGCUGCUCUUCUCGGGGGCAUGAGUGCGCGUUUGACAACGAGGGACUUGAAUCAUCGUGUCCUUUCCGAGGUGAGAGUAGCGGACUCCUCAUCCAGUGAGGAAGAUCCCAACUGUCUGUCCAGUUUGGUAAAGCCUGCUGAUCUGGAAGGCAAAGCAGUAGUGGAUGGAUGCAGAUUUCAACAGAGUGUAGCUGCCGGAGAAGGGGAAGCAGUGCCUUGUGAUAUAAAUGCCGAGAAGAUUGAGAAGAGGAAUAUCUCGAGGAUGGGAACCGAUGACCAUCGAGAACGGAGCGACCAUCGGUCUUUGGCAGCGAAGGAUAUAGCAGGUACAAGGAUGGAUCGCAAGCAACAACAGGAGGGCGAACAAGAGGCGCUUGUGAUGUGCGUCGAUGUCAUAGGGGCACUGGCACAGUUAAAGCGUAUACAGGAGGAAUUGUGUAUCAUCAGUGGAGUUUGCCCGUCAGAUGAGGUUGCUGAAGGCACUGAGCUGCAGGAGAACGUUAGAGAGGCCUCGGGAAGGGGAAGCUGUGUAUCGGAUGCUUAGCGUCAAGAAUAUGGCAUUGGGAUGAUGUUUCCAGUGGUUGUCGUCAUUCUUCCCCCAUGUUGUAUUGAGAUGCGGGAGAACGUUGUAUUGAGCUGCGAGAGAACGUCAGGGAGGCCUCGGGAAGGGGAAGCUGUGUAUCGGAUGCUUGGCGUCAAGAGUUGUCAUCCUUCCCCCAUGUUGUAUCGAUCUGCAGGAGAACGUCAGAGAGGUCUCGGGAAGGGGAAGCUGUGUAUCGGAUGCCUAGCGUGAAGAAUAUGGCCUUGGGAUGAUCUUUCCAGUGGUCGUUAUCAUCCUUCCCCCAUGGUGCCGUUUGAUCUUUGUAGUCGUGGUGACUGCUUGUUUCUAAAAAUAGCUAUCUGGAGAUCGCUCUGGGCCAUUUGAUACGAAAAAACAUAUUGCUGCAUUUAGGGGAGUGCAUGCUUUUGUAGGCGGAAGUCUCCGAAAGAAGGACCUUGUGAUUUUGUCAUAGGUGGAGGGUGAGGCUCUUAGUUGCCUCCUGUGGACAGUUUCGUCCUCUUGACACGUUUUCUGAGACUUUCUCUUGGACCUUUGUCUUGAGACCUUUCCGCAUGAGGCCCAUCCUUGAGGAUCCUCCAAUUUCUUAUAGGCGGAGGGUGAGGUCUUUUUGAGGAUCCUCCGAUUUCUUAUAAGCACAGGGUGAGGUCUUUUUGAUGCCUCUCCUUUUGGGACUUGUUGUCUUGGACCUUUGUCUUGAGACCUUUCCGCAUGAGGCCCAUCCUUGAGGAUCCUCCAAUUUCUUAUAGGCGGAGGGUGAGGUCUUUUUGAGGAUCCUCCGAUUUCUUAUAAGCACAGGGUGAGGUCUUUUUGAUGCCUCUCCUUUUGGGACUUGUUGUCUUGGACCUUUGUCUUGAGACCUUUCCGCAUGAGGCCCAUCCUUGAGGAUCCUCCAAUUUCUUAUAGGCGGAGGGUGAGGUCUUUUUGAGGAUCCUCCGAUUUCUUAUAAGCACAGGGUGAGGUCUUUUUGAUGCCUCUCCUUUUGGGACUUGUUGUCUCUCGGCAGCUUCUCAUAUGUGGAGGGUGAGGCCUUUUUAUAUGCCUCUCCUUGACCCCCUUUUGGGGACUAUUCUCUUGGACUUCAUUUCUUGAGGGCCUUUCUGCAUGCCCCCCUGCCCCUCCUUGACACUGUCAUUUUUUUGUUCUCCUCCCGAGACAAAUUCCUCCUGAGAGUCUUUGAGGUCUGCUCCAUGGACCCUGCGCUCUCUUCAGAGACCCUUUUGUCGAGAGACGGUGAGAACUCUUUUUUAUUUUGAAGGAAGAGGGCUUGGUGAUCACACCGAUCGUGGUCGAGAGACGGUGUAACGGAAUAUAGGAAGGUGACGGAGAUUGUCUUGUCGAUUGAAGAUCAAGAUGGCACUUGAAUAUCAGAGCCUGUAGCCAUUGUGUUCGAACUUAGAAGCCAAUAUUGAUGAGACGGGCGCACUCGUGAACACAGUGUCUGGGUACAGUUUGCGGGGGUCCCUGGAAGCUCUGCAUCAUAGAGUCAACAGGAGAGAGCAGGAGGCAAGCGGCGGGAGAUGUGCGGCGGAGAGUCUAGAGGAGGGAAAUAGAAAGUAGGCGUAUCAGUUAUUGAAAGAUGGGUUUCGCGAUUAGAUGGGGAAAAACGAGCGUGGUGCACUGGGUUGUGACGAUAUCUGUUUCUGACGAUGCCUUUGUAGUUGCAUGCAGGUUGCCCAUCGGCCGACCACAAAUAAUAAAAGAGUCGCUGCACAAACUGUAGGACGCAUAGAUGCGUUUCGUGUGAUAGGUCGUGGCAUGGUGAAGCGAUUGAUGAAUGAUGGCUGCAGAUGAAGUCGAAGAGGAGGAAGGUCGCUGGGCAUUGCAAAGCUAUUUCUCUGUUCGCAGGAGUGGAUGUCGACUACUAGCUGAGAUAGAUGCAAUUUGUGUGCAUGAAACCAGUCGCAGAUGAUGAGGAAGAGGAGGAUGGACCUGGAAGGCAGCUGGUCAUUGCAAAGCUAUUCUCUGCUCACAGGAGUGGAUGCCGACUGCUAGUGGAGAUCGAUGCAAUUUGUGUGCAUGCAACCACAAGGAUUAUUAUGCGUGCGCGCAAGCGUCAGUAAUUUGGUGUAAUACCGGUCAGUAGCGAAAGGUUAGGUGUUUACCCUCAUGGAUUUGUGGGAUGGCGCGACUCAUCAUUUGUAGAUGGGAUUGUGCAUUCUCCGAAGUAGUUCAUUUUUUUUUGUUUUGCUUCAAUAUUUUUCUGCCGCGCAUUUUUCACGAGAUCGUCGAAGUCUCUCUUGCAACGCGCAGAAGAGAGGGAUCAUCCUCUGGUCCCUUGUUACGAAAACAUCGUAUCCGUCUUUUCUUCUUUUCCCUCAUCGUAUCUAUUCUUGCUUGUUUUUCCUUUUUCUGGCUAUCUAAGGAGGUAAGUGGGCGAGGGGAGGCCCUGGGAGGGGGGGGGUAUGGUUUCUUCGAUGUAAGGGCUUUUUUUUCCAAUGGAUAAUCCGCCGGAGACCAACGCAUGUCUGUGUAUGAGGGUCUGGCUGUCAGCAAGUGGGGCAUGCAUGUCUUUUCUCAAAGAGAGAGAGAGAGAGAGAGAGAGAGAGAGAGAGAGAGGUGAGUCAGACGGUGGAGCAAGAGCUGCAGUGGACCUGUGCAGUGACCUGACAAACUUCAGAACUUCAGACGAUGAGCAGAACGUCUGAAGCAAUGACAAACCUCAUAAAUCUCCUGCCUGUGCCAUGUGGAGCUGUAUGUAUUAAGCAAAAUGAACAUUUGGGAGGGAA
This is a messenger RNA of Chara braunii, 6905 nucleotides long. The record is from the annotation of a GenBank genome assembly. Lineage: Eukaryota; Viridiplantae; Streptophyta; Charophyceae; Charales; Characeae.